CCAGGCGUCGGAGCAGACGGGAGUUUCUCCUCAGGACGGAGCAGGAGGCACGCGGAGCGAGGCCACGCAUGAGCCGAAGAUAACCCCCCAGCACAGCCGCAAAGAGUCUACAUGUCUAGGGUCUAGACAUGUUCAGCUUUGUGGACCUCCGGCUCCUGCUCCUCUUAGGGGCAACUGUCCUCCUGACGCACGGCCAAGAAGACAUCCCCAAGGUCAGCUGCGUAUACAAUGGCAAAAGGUUCGAUGAUGGUGAAACGUGGAAACCCGAAGUCUGCACCAUCUGCUUCUGCAACAAUGGCUCGUCUGUGUGCGAUAGAGUCCUGUGCAAAGAUGAAGGGCUGGACUGUCCCAACCCCCAAAGACGUGAGGGCGAGUGCUGUCAGUUCUGCCCAGAAGAAUCAACAGGCACAGAAUUCUUAGGAGUUCAGGGACCCAAGGGAGACCCUGGCCCCCAAGGCCCAAGGGGACCCGUUGGCCCCCCUGGAAGAGACGGCAUCCCCGGAAGUCCUGGAGCUCCCGGUCCUCCUGGUCCUCCUGGGCUACCCGGUCCCCCUGGCCUCGGAGGAAACUUUGCUCCCCAGAUGUCCUAUGGCUAUGAUGAGAAAUCAGCUGGAGUUUCCGUGCCUGGCCCCAUGGGUCCUUCUGGUCCUCGUGGUCUCCCUGGCCCCCCUGGUGCACCUGGUCCUCAAGGUUUCCAAGGCCCCCCUGGCGAACCUGGCGAGCCUGGCGCUUCAGGUCCAAUGGGUCCUCGAGGUCCCCCUGGCCCUCCUGGCAAGAACGGAGAUGAUGGAGAAGCUGGCAAGCCUGGCCGUCCUGGUGAGCGUGGACCUCCUGGGCCUCAGGGCGCUCGGGGAUUGCCUGGAACAGCUGGCCUCCCCGGAAUGAAGGGACACAGAGGUUUCAGUGGUUUGGAUGGUGCCAAAGGAGACACUGGUCCUGCUGGUCCUAAGGGAGAACCUGGCAGUCCUGGUGAAAAUGGAGCUCCUGGCCAGAUGGGCCCCCGAGGUCUGCCUGGUGAGAGAGGUCGCCCUGGACCCGCUGGUGCUGCUGGUGCUCGUGGUAACGAUGGUGCUGUUGGUGCAGCUGGGCCCCCCGGUCCCACUGGCCCCAGUGGUCCUCCUGGCUUCCCUGGUGCAGUUGGUGCUAAGGGCGAAGCUGGUCCCCAAGGACCCCGAGGCUCUGAAGGUCCCCAGGGUGUGCGCGGUGAGCCCGGACCCCCUGGCCCUGCUGGUGCUGCUGGCCCUGCUGGAAAUCCUGGUGCUGAUGGACAACCUGGUGCUAAAGGUGCCAAUGGUGCUCCUGGUAUUGCUGGUGCUCCUGGCUUCCCCGGUGCCCGAGGCCCCUCUGGACCUCAGGGCCCCAGCGGUCCUCCAGGUCCCAAGGGUAACAGCGGCGAACCUGGUGCCCCCGGCAACAAAGGAGACACUGGUGCCAAAGGAGACCCCGGCCCUGCUGGCGUUCAAGGUCCUCCUGGCCCUGCUGGUGAAGAAGGAAAGCGAGGAGCCCGUGGUGAACCUGGACCUGCUGGCCUGCCCGGACCUCCUGGCGAGCGCGGUGGACCUGGUAGCCGUGGUUUCCCUGGUGCUGAUGGCGUUGCUGGCCCCAAGGGUCCUGCUGGUGAACGUGGUUCUCCUGGGCCUGCUGGUCCCAAAGGUUCUCCUGGUGAAGCUGGUCGUCCUGGUGAAGCUGGUCUCCCUGGUGCCAAGGGUCUCACUGGCAGUCCUGGCAGCCCUGGUCCUGAUGGCAAAACCGGUCCCCCUGGUCCCGCUGGUCAAGAUGGUCGCCCUGGACCUGCAGGUCCUCCUGGGGCCCGUGGCCAGGCUGGUGUGAUGGGAUUCCCUGGACCUAAGGGUACUGCUGGAGAACCUGGAAAGGCUGGAGAGCGGGGCGUUCCCGGACCCCCUGGCCCUGUAGGUCCUGCUGGCAAAGAUGGAGAAGCUGGAGCUCAGGGGGCCCCCGGCCCUGCUGGUCCUGCUGGUGAGAGAGGUGAACAAGGCCCUGCCGGCUCCCCCGGAUUCCAGGGUCUCCCUGGACCUGCUGGUCCUCCUGGUGAAGCAGGCAAGCCCGGUGAACAGGGUGUUCCUGGUGACCUUGGCGCCCCUGGACCCUCUGGAGCAAGAGGCGAGAGAGGUUUCCCUGGCGAGCGUGGUGUACAAGGUCCCCCAGGUCCUGCUGGUCCCCGUGGAAACAAUGGUGCUCCCGGCAACGAUGGCGCCAAGGGUGAUACUGGUGCCCCCGGAGCUCCCGGAAGCCAGGGUGCCCCUGGUCUUCAGGGAAUGCCUGGUGAACGUGGUGCCGCUGGUCUUCCAGGCCCCAAGGGUGACAGAGGUGAUACUGGUCCCAAAGGUGCUGAUGGUUCUCCUGGCAAAGAUGGCGUCCGUGGUCUGACUGGUCCCAUUGGUCCUCCUGGCCCCGCUGGUGCUGCUGGUGACAAGGGUGAAACUGGUCCCAGUGGUCCUGCUGGCCCCACCGGAGCCCGUGGUGCCCCUGGAGACCGUGGCGAGCCUGGUCCCCCUGGUCCUGCUGGCUUUGCUGGCCCCCCUGGUGCUGAUGGCCAACCUGGUCCCAAAGGUGAACCUGGUGAUACUGGUACUAAAGGCGACUCUGGUCCUCCUGGCCCUGCUGGACCCGCUGGACCCCCUGGCCCUAUUGGUAACGUUGGUGCUCCUGGACCCAAAGGUGCUCGUGGUGCUGCUGGUCCUCCUGGUGCUACUGGUUUCCCUGGUGCUGCUGGCCGUGUUGGUCCCCCUGGCCCCUCUGGAAAUGCUGGACCCCCUGGCCCACCCGGUCCUGUUGGCAAAGAAGGAGGCAAAGGUCCCCGCGGUGAGACUGGCCCUGCUGGACGUCCUGGUGAAGUUGGUCCUCCAGGUCCCCCUGGCCCUGCUGGUGAGAAAGGAGCCCCUGGUGCUGAUGGACCUGCUGGCUCUCCUGGUACCCCCGGACCUCAGGGUAUUGCUGGACAGCGUGGUGUGGUCGGUCUUCCCGGUCAGCGAGGAGAGAGAGGCUUCCCUGGUCUGCCCGGCCCCUCUGGUGAACCCGGCAAACAAGGUCCUUCCGGAUCAAGUGGUGAACGUGGUCCUCCUGGUCCCAUGGGCCCCCCUGGAUUGGCUGGCCCCCCUGGUGAAUCUGGACGUGAGGGAGCACCUGGUGCUGAAGGCUCCCCUGGAAGAGAUGGUUCUCCUGGGCCCAAGGGUGACCGUGGUGAGACUGGUCCUUCUGGCCCCCCUGGCGCCCCUGGUGCUCCUGGUGCUCCUGGCCCUGUUGGCCCUGCUGGCAAGAAUGGCGAUCGUGGUGAGACUGGUCCUGCUGGUCCCCCUGGUCCCAUUGGCCCUGCUGGUUCUCGUGGCCCUGCUGGACCCCAAGGCCCCCGCGGUGACAAGGGAGAGACAGGCGAACAAGGUGAAAGAGGCAUAAAGGGUCAUCGUGGCUUCUCCGGUCUUCAGGGUCCUCCUGGCUCUCCUGGUUCUCCUGGUGAACAAGGCCCCUCUGGAGCUUCAGGUCCUGCAGGUCCCCGGGGUCCCCCUGGCUCUGCUGGUGCUCCUGGCAAAGAUGGACUCAACGGUCUCCCUGGCCCCAUCGGUCCCCCUGGUCCUCGCGGUCGCACUGGUGAUGCCGGUCCUGCUGGUCCCCCAGGCCCUCCUGGCCCCCCUGGCCCCCCUGGUCCUUCCGGCGGUGGUUUUGACUUCAGCUUCCUGCCUCAGCCACCUCAAGAGAAGGCUCAUGAUGGUGGCCGAUACUACCGGGCCGAUGAUGCUAAUGUGGUCCGUGACCGUGACCUUGAGGUGGACACCACCCUCAAGAGCCUGAGCCAGCAGAUUGAGAACAUCCGAAGCCCCGAAGGCAGCCGCAAGAACCCCGCCCGCACAUGCCGUGACCUCAAGAUGUGCCACUCUGACUGGAAGAGCGGAGAGUACUGGAUUGACCCCAACCAAGGCUGCAACCUGGAUGCCAUCAAGGUCUACUGCAACAUGGAGACAGGCCAGACCUGUGUGUUCCCCACUCAGCCUUCUGUGCCCCAGAAGAACUGGUACAUCAGCCCGAACCCCAAGGAAAAGAAACACGUCUGGUUCGGCGAGAGCAUGGAUGGUGGAUUCCAGUUCGAGUACGGAAGCGAGGGCUCCGACCCUGCCGACGUUGCCAUCCAGCUGACCUUCCUGCGCCUGAUGUCCACCGAGGCCUCCCAGAACAUCACCUAUCACUGCAAGAACAGCGUAGCCUACAUGGACCAAAAGACUGGCAACCUCAAGAAGUCCCUGCUCCUCCAGGGCUCCAACGAGAUAGAGCUCCGGGGCGAGGGCAACAGCCGUUUCACCUACAGCACCCUUGUGGAUGGCUGCACGAGUCACACCGGAACUUGGGGCAAGACAGUAAUCGAAUACAAGACCACCAAGACCUCCCGCCUGCCCAUCAUCGACGUGGCCCCCUUGGACAUUGGUGCCCCAGACCAGGAAUUCGGAGUAGACGUUGGCCCUGCCUGCUUCGUGUAAACUCCCUCCACCCCAAUCUGGCUCCCUCCCACCCAGCCCACUUUCCCCCGACCCUGGAGACAGACAAACAACCCAAACUGAAUUUCCCCAAAAGCCGAAAAAAUGGGAGACAAUUUCACAUGGACUUUGGAAAACAUUUUUUUUUCCUUUGCAUUCAUCUCUCAAACUUAGUUUUUAUCUUUGACCAACUGAAUAUUGACCAAAAACCAAAAGUGCAUUCAACCUUACCAAAAAGAAAAAAAAAAAAAAAAAAGAAUAAAUAAAUAACUUUUUAAAAAAGGAAGCUUGGUCCUCUUGCUUGAAGACCUAUGUGGGUAUAAGUCCCUUUCUGCCCACUGGGCUUAUGAUACCCCAAACGCUGCCUUUUCUGCUCCUUUCUCCACCCCUCUUGGGGCCUCUCCUCCAUUGCUCCCCAAAUUUAAGUUUCCCCCAAAGACACAGGAAAUAAUGCAUUGUCUGCCCAGCAACCAAAGGCAAUGCGGAAAUGACCCCCUCACCCCCAGACCCUAGCCUACUUCCCCACCCAGCAUCCUCCAGUCCUGCCGGGACAUGGGGGUUCUUGGACUGUUGAAGGAGCCUAACCAUCUGGCAUCUCCAUGACCUCUGCAACACUUUGUUUUCGAGGGCCUUGCUGGGGGGAAGCCACCUGCAUCUCCCAGGGCUUUGGAGCCAGGCGGGGUCACCGCAGACCGGAAACAUCGGACACGCAUGCGCAGGCUGGGUGGGAGAGACUGUUGUGUUUCUUGUGUAACCGUGUUGCUGAAAGACUACCUCGUUCUUGUCUUUGUGUGUCACCGGGGCAACUGUGUGGGGGCGGGGAUGGGGGCAGGCUGGCAGCGCGCCCAGUUUGGUAUCAAAGGUGCUACAUCUCUGUGAAGGGGUGGGGUGGGAAGGAAUUUCUGGUGCUAUAGAAAUUGAGAUGCUCCCUAGGCCAGCAAAUGUUCCUUUUGUUUAAAGUCUUUUUUUUUUUUUAAUUCUUUCUUUUUUUUUUUUUUAAUGGAUAGGGACUCAUGUGAAUUUUUUUUUUUCCUGACGGUGCUAUUUAACACGGGAGGAGAGAAUGCCAACGCCAGCCUGUUCGCUCUGUACCCUCUCUCCACUCUCCUAGUUCCUGGGCCUAUCGCAGUCUGACCUCUCUCUCUCUCUCUCUCUCUCUCUCUCUCUCUCUCUCUCUCUCUUCUCUUCUCUUCUGAAACCCUCCCCUCUUGCUGCUGCACCCUGCCCUCAGCCUCUCUCCCAGUCUGCCUCUGGGUUUCAGAGCAUCACUUUCCAAAGCACAAAACAGUUUUACCCCUGGGGUGGGAGGAAACGAGACUGUUACCUAUUUUGUAUGUGUAUAAUAAUUUGAGAUGUUUUUAAUUAUUUUGAUUGCUGGAAUAAAGCAUGUGGAAAUGACCCAA
Messenger RNA from Meriones unguiculatus (Mongolian gerbil), 5887 nucleotides. It is a transcript of the gene Col1a1, whose product is annotated as collagen type I alpha 1 chain. Gene Ontology annotation, molecular function: protein binding; extracellular matrix structural constituent. The record is from RefSeq and is a predicted model, not a curated record. NCBI's taxonomy places the organism in Eukaryota, Metazoa, Chordata, Mammalia, Rodentia, Muridae. The transcript is spliced from 51 exons. Bases 129 to 4487 code for a protein of 1452 amino acids.